Molecule: messenger RNA, 1084 nt
Organism: Orycteropus afer afer
Lineage: Eukaryota; Metazoa; Chordata; Mammalia; Tubulidentata; Orycteropodidae
Product: solute carrier family 22 member 2
Biological process (GO): transmembrane transport
Cellular component (GO): membrane
Source: RefSeq, a predicted model, not a curated record
UGGCCGUAAGCUCUGCCUCUUAAUUACAAUCCUCAUAAAUGCUGCGUCUGGAGUUCUCAUGGCCAUCUCACCCACCUACACAUGGAUGCUAACUUUUCGCCUGAUCCAAGGACUGGUCAGCAAGGCUGGCUGGCUAAUUGGCUACAUCUUGAUUACAGAGUUUGUCGGGCUCAGUUACCGGAGAACAGUGGGGAUUUUUUACCAAGUCGCCUUCACGGUUGGGCUCCUGGGGCUCGCGGGAGUGGCCUACGUGCUUCCUCACUGGAGGUGGCUGCAGUUCACAGUCACUCUGCCCAACUUCUGCUUCUUGCUCUAUUACUGGUGCCUCCCCGAGUCCCCGAGGUGGCUAAUCGCCCAGAACAAAAGUGAUGAGGCCAUGAUGAUCAUUAAGCACAUCGCGAAGAAAAACAGAAAACCUCUACCUGUCGCUCUUCAGAGCCUUAGACCUGAUGAAGAAGUUGGUGAGAAGUUGAAUCCUUCAUUUCUUGACUUGAUUAGAACACCUCACAUAAGGAAACACACUUUGAUCUUGAUGUACAACUGGUUCACCAGCUCUGUUCUCUACCAGGGCCUCAUCAUGCACAUGGGCCUUGCAGGGGGCAAUAUCUACCUGGACUUUUUCUACUCUGCGCUGGUAGAGUUCCCAGCAGCCUUCAUCAUCAUCCUCACCAUCGAUCGCAUUGGCCGCCGGUAUCCUUGGGCUGGGUCAAAUAUGGUGGCAGGGGCAGCCUGCCUGGCCUCAAUUUUUAUCCCUGAUGACCUACAAUGGCUAAAAAUUACAGUUGCAUGCCUGGGCAGAAUGGGGAUUACAAUGGCCUAUGAGAUGGUUUGCCUGGUCAAUGCAGAACUGUACCCCACAUUCAUUAGGAACCUUGGUGUCCUUGUCUGCUCCUCGAUGUGUGACAUUGGUGGCAUCCUCACACCGUUCCUGGUGUACCGGCUCACCGACAUCUGGCAUGAACUCCCAUUGAUGGUUUUUGCUGUGGUUGGUUUGAUCGCUGGAGGGCUGGUGUUGCUGCUACCAGAGACCAAAGGAAAGGCUUUACCUGAGACUAUAGAAGAAGCUGAAAGUAUGCAAAGGUAG